CUGGGUUUUGUAGUUCGAGUAUGCGCUCCCGGGAUAGGCCACUCCGGAGAAGGAGAGGCGGGGCCGGCUGUGUCACGUGCGCCCUGCUCCCGCCGCUGCCUCCGCCGCCGUCGUCUUUCUCUGUCUCGUCUGAGGCAGCCAUCUUGCUCUUGCCGCGUGCUGGUGUUGGAGGACCCUCCCUGCUUCAGAUUUACCAACAGCAUGAAUCAAGAAAAGUUAGCCAAACUUCAGGCUCAGGUCCGGAUAGGGGGCAAGGGUACAGCUCGCAGAAAGAAGAAGGUGGUACAUAGAACAGCUACAGCUGAUGACAAGAAGCUUCAGAGUUCUCUUAAAAAACUUGCUGUGAAUAAUAUAGCUGGUAUUGAAGAGGUGAACAUGAUUAAAGAUGAUGGGACAGUUAUUCAUUUCAACAAUCCCAAAGUCCAGGCUUCCCUGUCUGCUAACACCUUUGCAAUUACCGGUCAUGCAGAAGCUAAACCAAUCACAGAAAUGCUUCCUGGAAUAUUAAGUCAGCUUGGUGCUGACAGCUUAACAAGCCUUAGAAAGUUAGCUGAACAGUUCCCACGGCAAGUUUUGGAUAGCAAAGCACCAAAACCAGAAGACAUUGAUGAGGAGGAUGAUGACGUUCCAGAUCUUGUAGAAAAUUUUGAUGAGGCAUCAAAGAAUGAAGCUAACUAAAAUUUUUUUCUGGUUUUUGGAAGCUGGCAUGGACUAGAUUUAACAAAUCAGCUAUGUGGUUCCAAAGUUUUACAGACACGGAGAACAUCACCUGUUACUAGUUCAGUAAUAUAAAUAUUUUGUAUAUUAAUAAUGCUGUUUGUUCAGCAUUUUUUGGUCAUUUGAUUUUGCAUUUUGCACUUCCUCCCAGGAUCUAUUAUUUUGGUCAAAAUAUGAAGUAUUGGUGCAGUUUGAGGGUCUUUGGUUUUUGAUUCUUGGGUUUUUUGUUGGGGUAUUUUUGGUGUAUGUAUGUGUAUGUAUGCGUGUGGGUAUGUAUGUAUACAGUGGAGAGCAAAUUGGAAAACAGUUCUAUUUAUCCUCCUCCUUCCCCCAGUGGAAAUAAAACAAAUCUUUACAUUUGUUACUUUUUUCCCCCCAAUAAUGCACAGAAUUAAUGAAAAGUGAGUAUCAUAUAUUUUAGAUCUAAGAGAUUUUCCAUUGGAGGUUUGGUUUUUAAUUUGCUUGGUUAACUAUCAUAUUUUUCAUACAUUUCUCUGGGUUGAAAAUGUCUUGAGAUAUUUUGCCACCAGCUUCAUGCUGGAGUGAUGGAUAGCAUAUCUUUGGUGUGGUUGCCUUAGAUUCAAUUACCUAAUCAGGCCCAUAAGAAUUUGUCUUACUAGCUUUCUUCCUAAAUGCCUGUUUUCCUCUCAUUUUGGUCUCCAAAUGGCGUGGUCAGCCUUUGGUAAUGUUCUUCAUCUUCCAUCUAGCUUGAGAAGGAUGUUCUCCAUAUAGAGUUAAGUGAGUGCCUAAUCUCUCUUUUUGUAAGAGUUCCCUCAUCUUGAGGAACAACAGCUUCAUCUGCAGCAUUUCCUGUUGAUUUUACAGUAUGGUAGAUUUCAAACUGGAAUAGCUAGCAUGUGCUUGCUAAAUAAUUUUAUGCCAGCCUUAUCCUAUAUUCUAGCUGUUCUUAAUAGCAGGUGCAAAAAUGCCUCUUUUCCAGCAAGGUUGAAAUUGGGAAUGUCCUUUUGAAUCAGAAGAAAAUAGGCCAUAGACUCAUCCCCCAGCACAAAUGGGCAUUCUGUGAAAUGGUACUGGCCCUAGGAUUAUUUCCUCAAUCACUGUCCUAAUCUUGGCCAUGAACCUACCUCUGGGUUGGAUCUUACUAUUGUAGCUGCUCGCAACACCCUCCUGCAUGCUUAGAAUAAUGUUUUGGGGGGAGCACUGGUAAAACACAGUAUUUAUUUUUUCACCUCCUUUCAGAGGACUUGGAGGUAAGUUGCAUUCAUUCACUCAAGUUUCCCUCUUGCUGUCUGAUAAAAGCUUGCAUUUUGCUAUAUCAGCAUUUGUUAUAGCCAAUGUUAAGGAUAAGAUUUAGAAAAUCUAUCAUUUCCUGGCCCAUUAUCAAACUAACUAUGGCUUAACUUUGCAGCAUACCAACUUUUGUGUCAAGCUAGAUAUCUUUAUUUGAUAUCUAAAGUGCAAGACCAACAAACUAUUGAGAGAUCUAUAGACAUGAAGGCAAAGCUCUUGUAUUUUUUUCAUCCAGACACCUCAAUUUAUUUUAUAAAUUUGUUCAUUUUUCCUGUUAUGUUUUAUAUAAUAUAUGGACUUAACAAAAUAAAAUAACAGUAAUAAAAUAACAGUACAAAAGAGGAGAAUAUUUCCUCUUAUGCUUCUCUU
Molecule: messenger RNA, 2337 nt
Organism: Microcebus murinus (gray mouse lemur)
Lineage: Eukaryota; Metazoa; Chordata; Mammalia; Primates; Cheirogaleidae
Gene: BTF3L4
Product: basic transcription factor 3 like 4
Source: RefSeq, a predicted model, not a curated record